CCUCGGUUUAGCAUAUUGAAUGUCAUCAGAUUUUGAAUGGACCUUGGGCACUGUAGCCUACUCAGCGGCCUAUGAAAUCCAGUAAAAACGGUUUCACUUAUUGCUUUUAGAGCUGAGAAUUACUGGUGAUAAAACAUUUAGUUAGCCCGACUAUGUCCACUCAUGUGACAAACGCAAUAAACCCAUGUGGUGAAGAGGUUGAUGACGCUCUUUCUCGAAGUAAUUGUCCAAUCUCGGAUAUAGUUUCAUCAAGCCGUAUUCCAACGACACGAACAACACAGGCAACCUCACGAUCCCUCUGCAUUAAAAUAUGCCAAAGUAACACGCUGGUUUAAAGAGAGAACACAUCGAAUUCGGGUUAGUGCACUCGUGAUUGGAUGUACAACCGCGAAAGGGAAAGUGACACAGCACUGGAAACUUCACGUUUGGAUGAUUGAAGAUAGAAGUUGGAAAAAUGACUCUUGCUGAAGACAACAAUUGUUGCGUAUCAAUCUGUCAGUGUUUUUUUGAUUAUUCGACAGCGAAAAUAUUGGUAAUACGAAGUAAGAAAGUCGGAGCAAUUAAUCGCCUUAUCCAGGCUUUAGUAUUUGCCUACAUAAUCGGGUAUGUCUGCGUAUUGAAGAAGGGUUACCAAGAUACAGACUCCAUUCUCAGUUCAGUCACCACGAAGGUAAAGGGAAUUGCUCUGACAAACACGUCUGACCUUGGCCUCCGGGUUUGGGACGUUGCGGACUACAUAAUUCCGCCACAGGUACCAAGAUAUAAGGAAGAUGAGGAGGAGAGCUCAUUCUUUGUGCUGACGAACCUGAUUGUGACCCAGAACCAAACCCAGACCCAGUGUGCAGAGAUCCCAAGCGUUGCGUCUGUCUGCUCCUCGGACAAAGACUGCAAAGCUGGAUUUAGAGGUCCGCGAAGCAAUGGUGUGCAGACAGGUAAAUGUGUGAACUUCAAUCACACAGUUAAAACAUGUGAGGUUUUCGCCUGGUGCCCCUUGGAAAGAGACAAUGAACCACCCAGUCCUCCAAUGUUGGCAGAUGCAGAGAACUUCACAGUGCUGGUGAAGAAUAACAUCCGAUUUCCAAAGUUCACAUUUAACAAAAGGAACAUCCUUCCACAUAUAAAUAGCUCCUACCUGCAGCACUGCAUCUUUAACCGCACUACCGACCCAGAAUGCCCGAUCUUCAGGCUCAAAGACAUCGUGAAGGAGGCAGACGAGGACUUCCAGACCAUGGCCAUUCAUGGCGGGGUGAUGGGGGUGCAGAUCAGAUGGGACUGCAAUCUGGACAUGCCCUACAGCUGGUGUGUGCCACGCUACACCUUCCGCCGGCUCGACAACAAGGACCCAGAAAACACCGUUUCCCCGGGAUACAAUUUCAGGUUUGCCAAGUAUUAUAAAGAUAGUGACAAUAAGGAAACCAGAACCUUAAUCAAGGGAUAUGGAAUUCGCUUUGACGUUAUGGUAUUUGGACAGGCUGGCAAAUUUAACAUCGUUCCAACACUGCUCAACAUAGGGGCUGGGUUGGCCCUCCUCGGCUUGGUCACGCUUAUUUGUGACUGGAUCGUCUUGACCUUUAUGACCAAGAGGCAUCAUUACCGAGAGCAGAAGUACACGUAUGUGGACGACUUUGGGCUGCUUCCUGAAGAAUAAGUGUGUCCAAUGGAACAGAUUCCUUCAUUAAUGCCCACUGUCAAUACCUCACAGUUUCAAAUAUUAAAUUGGUAUUAAAU
Molecule: messenger RNA, 1728 nt
Organism: Sardina pilchardus (European sardine)
Lineage: Eukaryota; Metazoa; Chordata; Actinopteri; Clupeiformes; Clupeidae
Gene: p2rx4a
Product: purinergic receptor P2X, ligand-gated ion channel, 4a
Exons: 12
Coding region: 455-1648 (397 amino acids)
Biological process (GO): response to ATP; calcium ion transmembrane transport
Cellular component (GO): nuclear inner membrane; plasma membrane
Molecular function (GO): purinergic nucleotide receptor activity; ATP binding; extracellularly ATP-gated monoatomic cation channel activity
Source: RefSeq, a predicted model, not a curated record